UGGGUCUGAACGGUCAACUCGCGGCUCUCCUGGUGACGACCUGCGUCUUGGGCAGAGUUGCUGCUUCAAACGGACCAAUCGUGCAACUCAACGCAGCAGAUUACCCAAGCAUGGUAAUGGUGAGAGGGGACGAUGAUGGGGAUAUUUACUAUUCACCUGGCGUGUUCGUCUCUAAACGGAUCGUCGUUACCAACAGGGAAAUAUCUUACGGUACUGCUACCGUUGCUGUGGGAGGCCAAAUUAUACCGGCGGUCUGGAUUUCAGGCAACGGCAAAGUGGCCGUGCUUAAAAUAUGCUACAAGUUCCCGGGCCCGUUCGAGACGCUGAUGUCCAACCACUUUGACUUCACCACCAACGUCACCGGCACCGUCGCGUUCUAUUACCCAAACGGCACGUUGUUCGGACACACGGCGACGGUGCUUGCCAACGCCAACUGUCCGCAGGAGUACACCGACACCGGUCUCGACUCUUCCUUUUUCGACACGGACGGUUCCUCAGCGUGCACGCAACUCGACGCCGCCGGUGAUUGCUCGUACGCCAACCUGCCCGAAUACAUUGAUACUGCUUUGGUGAUCAAUGGAGUGGUGGAGGGUUUUGUGAGCGACGUCAGGUGCCACCCGACAACCGGCUUGUACGAACAACCCUCGGGAUUCAAAUUGAUACCGUUCAACAAGGACUACAUUUUGACAUUUGCACCCGACGCCAUUCCUUAAUGAUUCGAAAAUAUUAAGCGUCUUAUUUGUGUGCAAAAGCAAU
Molecule: messenger RNA, 756 nt
Organism: Neocloeon triangulifer
Lineage: Eukaryota; Metazoa; Arthropoda; Insecta; Ephemeroptera; Baetidae
Exons: 6
Coding region: 111-713 (200 amino acids)
Source: RefSeq, a predicted model, not a curated record